AUGGCAACGGAAGCCCAAACCUCCCAGGAUCCCGGUGCGGGCUUCGACUUCAAGCUCUAUCGGUAUACUCCAUCACUGCCUGCGGCUAUUGUCAGCGUCGGUGUCUUCGCCAUCCUCACACUGCUUCACACCUGGCGUCUAUACAGAGCACGGGCUUUCUACUUCACCGCGUUCACUGUUGGCGGAUUGUGUUACUGCGGUAGAAUAUGGAGUCAUUACGACAAGUUGUCAAUCGGCGGUUUCAUCAUCCAAGCUAUCCUUAUUCUCGUCGCUCCAGCCCUAUACGCCGCUUCAAUCUACAUGAUACUGGGUCGGCUCAUUCGAUCAGUCAGGGGCGAGCAUCUUUCGUUAAUCCCGGUUGCCUGGGUGACUCGGAUCUUCGUCACUGGGGAUGUGAUUGCAUUCUCCUUACAGGCGGGAGGCGGAGGCAUACAAGCAGCGGGGACUUUGGACCUUUACCUCGCUGGAGAGAAAAUCAUUGUCGCAGGACUGUUUGUCCAGAUAGUUGUUUUUGGGUUCUUCGUCCUAACCUCCCUUCUCUUUCACUACCGUCUCGCGAAGAACCCUACGAGCACCGCGAGUGGGAGCACGCCCUGGAAGCGGUACCUUUGCGUGCUUUAUAUCACGAGCGCCAUCAUUUUGGUCCGAAGCAUCUUCCGAGUCGUCGAAUAUCUGCAGGGAAACGGCGGUUAUCUCAUCUCGCACGAGAUAUUCCUUUACAUAUUUGACACUGUUUUAAUGGCCAUAACGAUGGCCAUUUUCUUGAUUUGGUAUGUUGCACAGCUAGAGGACAAAAACCAGCGAAAGUCGGAGGAAGACAACGGAACGUCAGGAUCGAACGAGUUUAUGUUGGAAGAGAGACGCAAGUGA
Colletotrichum orchidophilum is the source of this 870-nucleotide messenger RNA. RefSeq names its product RTA1 like protein. The record is from RefSeq and is a predicted model, not a curated record. The transcript is spliced from 2 exons. Gene Ontology annotation, cellular component: membrane. NCBI's taxonomy places the organism in Eukaryota, Fungi, Ascomycota, Sordariomycetes, Glomerellales, Glomerellaceae. Bases 1 to 870 code for a protein of 289 amino acids.